Molecule: messenger RNA, 1755 nt
Organism: Zerene cesonia (dogface butterfly)
Lineage: Eukaryota; Metazoa; Arthropoda; Insecta; Lepidoptera; Pieridae
Product: cytochrome P450 6j1-like
Exons: 11
Coding region: 1-1755 (584 amino acids)
Molecular function (GO): monooxygenase activity; heme binding; iron ion binding
Source: RefSeq, a predicted model, not a curated record
AUGUUUGGAAUUCUUCUAAUUGGAGUAGCACUAUGUGUGUUGGGCUGGCUGUACGUCCGCUGGUCGCGCGUGCGGCAGUUUUGGGCGCAGCGCGGUGUACCGCAUCUACCGCCGCACCCUGUCAUGGGGAGCCUUACCUUCCUGCAGCGACAGAAUCCCGGAAAAUGGCUGAUAAACUCAUAUCAACAUUUCAACAAGACACCGUAUUUUGGCGCGUGGUGGUUCUGGAGACCUACGCUCAUUAUCAACUCCCCUGAGAUUGCCAGAAAUGUUCUCGUGAAGGACUUCGCCAGCUUCAGGGAUAGGUUACUGGGGUCUGGCACAUCGGAUCCUAUCGGGCAUCUCAACAUUUUUACAGUUAAUGAGCCGCUAUGGUCUUCAAUCAGACGUCGGUUAACAAACAUUUUUACAGCGGCCAAGCUGAGAGCACUACAGAAUCUGCUAGAUACUAAGGCGAAUCAAUUGGUAGAACGUAUCAAAAAUACCGAGAACAAAACCGCCAUAAGCUUAAGAAUGCUAUUCACGGACUACACAUCAGACGUUAUAGGCACAGCCGCUUUCGGAGUGGAGACCAAAAUAUCUGAAAACAAGACAUCAGCCGGCAGCGCUUUAUACGCCGUGUUGGACCUGAUCGAGAUGUUGUGUGCACGCAGCGCCGCGGGGCGGGUGCUAGUGCAGCGCGACACGUGUGACGCCGCCCUACGUUACUUGCUGCUGGAUACAGCCGAUCGCUUUGUAGAUAUUGUGCAACAGUGCCGAUCGGUCAUAGUAGCGGGCGGGACUAUGGAGCCGAUCGGCGAGUUCCGAGCUCUCCUCGACAAAGGUCCGGGCACACGCGUGCGCGUGCUGCAGUGCGCGCACGCGGCGCCGCCCGACCGCGUGCUCGCCCUGUGCGUGGCGCGGGGACCCGCCAACUGCGCGCUUAACUUCUCGUAUGAACAACGUAUGGGAAAGGAGUUGUUCCCCAAAUGGGCUACGGAUUACUUUACGAAAGUGUUCCGCCUGGUAUCGGAACAACGAAGGGCACAAAGAGGUCGUACGGGUGAAACUAAAGAUUUAGUCGACGCUCUCAUUAAAUUAAAAGAGGAAUCAGACCAAAACAAUGAAGGUUUGACGGAAGAUACGAUAGUAGCACAAGCGGCAAUAUUUUUGCUAGGAGGCUUUGAGACUUCUGGCGCUGCUCUGAGCUUCGCGUUAUAUGAAUUGGCGUUCCACCCAGAAAUACAAGAGAAAAUGUUCCAAGAGUUAGUAAAAAUAAAGGAGCAAGAUGAAAAUGGCAACUUGGAUAUAUCAAAGCUUACAGAAGCGCCUUAUUUUAAUAGUGUUAUCAAAGAGGUACUUCGGAAAUAUUCUCCAAUGGGCUGGCUAGACAGAAUAGCCGUACAAGACUAUAAAAUUGACGAUAACCUCACUAUAGAAGCGGGAACACCGAUUUGCGUCAACGCUAUCGGCAUGCAUUAUGAUGAGAAUUACUUCCCAAAUCCGUUGGAGUUCAAUCCAGAACGAUUUAUGCCAGAAAAUGAGAAAAACAUCACACCGUUCUCAUAUUUGCCAUUCGGAGAAGGCCCCAGAAACUGCAUUGGUAAACGGUUUGGUCAGAUUUCGGUUCGGCAUGCUUUGGCACACGUUGCAUUGCAUUUUAAGGUGAAACCUUUAGCAAACGGACCCAAGCCAAGUGAAGUAGAGUUUGAGAAACAUGGACUCUUCUUGGUCCCAGGUCAAGAUCUCUACGUCGAUUUUAUUCCUAGAAAUUAA